GGGAACACGUGGCUGACUUGCAUACCUCGGUAUAAUCUCUAUAUCAGUUAUCGCUGAUGGCAUAGACAGUAGCAUCAAUCAAAGGCUUUAUGCUUCAAAUUUUCAACUCAAAAGACUGGAUUGUUAACGGUUGCGGUUCCUCGUCGAUCCCCGGGUAACGAUGAGGACUUUUUACAAAGGAUGGUGGAUUUCAGCAGCCAUUCUUUUGCUGGCAAUGAGCUUAUCAUAUUCACAGGGGGUUUUGAAUGAAAAUCAGAUCAAAACUGCAGUUUUCCUAUCGCCAAAGUUUGUGCUGGGACCUGGAUCUGUUGAGAAUAGAUAUUACUACAAUAUUAACUUUCCCAGGGGUCAUAUCUCUCUCAAGAGUUUCAAUGCAGAAGUAAUUGACGAGGCAGGGAAUCCUGUUCCCCUUCAUGAAACUUAUCUCCACCAUUGGGUUGUUGCAAGAUACUAUGGACAUGUAGAAUACAAUGACAGCAGGAAGCCUAGUGAAUCAGAUUACUUUAUUGUGAGAAAUGAUGGCAUAUGCCAGAAAGGCGUUCUUGGGCAGUAUUUUGGCCUUGGAUCUGAAACAAGAGGAACAGCAACACACAUCCCAGACCCUUAUGGAAUAGAAAUUGGUAAUCCUGCGGAUAUUCCUGAGGGCUAUGAGGAGAGAUGGCUGCUUAAUGUCCAUGCAAUUGAUACACGAGGUGUGGAAGAUAAAUUGGGUUGCACUGAAUGCAGGUGUGAUCUUUAUAAUAUUACUGUGGAUGAAUAUGGCCGACCUUUGAGGCCAGAUUAUGCUGGAGGCUUGCGAUGUUGUUAUGAUCAGACUCAAUGCAGAGUGAGACAUGGCUUUGAAGGUGCCACAAGGAGCCUCUACCUGAGAUAUACCGUGAAGUGGGUUGAAUGGGAUAGUUCCUUGGUGCCUGUUAAAAUCUAUAUAUUUGAUAUCACCGAUAAGUGGAAAAGGUUUAAUGAUUCAACUGGACUCAGCACUGAGCAUGAUUGCCGGGUUGAAUAUGACAUUGAGCCUUGUAGUGCCACCGAUGUGGCUGAUCAUGAGUGCAUUAACACUAAAAGAAUAAGCCUCACCAUGCCGACUGGUGGUUAUGUCAUUUAUGGUGUUGCCCACCAGCACUCAGGGGGAAUAGGAUCUGCUCUUUACCGAGAGGAUGGAAAGGCUAUAUGCUCUUCAAUUCCAGCUUACGGAGAUGGGAUUGAAGCCGGAAACGAGGCUGGUUACAUUGUAGGAAUGUCCACCUGUUAUCCUCAACCUGGAUCUGUCAAGAUAACAGAUGGGGAGACACUGAUUUUAGAAUCCAACUACAGCAGCACCCGAGGACACACAGGAGUCAUGGGGCUAUUCUAUAUUUUGGUUGCUGACCAAGUGCCAGAGCCUGAGCAUCUCCUGCAUCUCCCCGUUAAAAUGUAUGACAAAAUAAACAGAAGUGCUUAUGUUGGGGCAGCAAUAGUUUUGGUGGGAAUUGUUUCUGCUGUUGCUAUUGUACAGUUUCUUUUUAGGAAUAAGGUUGAAGAUGAAUACCAACCAAUUAUGACUUGAACUUGUUUCUCCCAGUUCAGAUUAUGUGUAGUAAUAUACAAUAACACAUCUUAGACUCAAAGUCUACCCUCUCUUUCUGUACCCUAGUAAUGUGUUAAGUCAUGAUAGUUGACUGCAUGUAACAUUUUCAAGUUGUUGUUGUAUAAGUUUGAAGUUAAUCUGUGAUUCCUUAGUUAUGAAGAAUGUUUGUCAUUUGGAU
Mangifera indica (mango) is the source of this 1745-nucleotide messenger RNA. RefSeq lists its product as uncharacterized. NCBI's taxonomy places the organism in Eukaryota, Viridiplantae, Streptophyta, Magnoliopsida, Sapindales, Anacardiaceae. The transcript has 5 exons. Bases 161 to 1546 code for a protein of 461 amino acids. The record is from RefSeq and is a predicted model, not a curated record.